Lentinula edodes (shiitake mushroom) is the source of this 1401-nucleotide messenger RNA. RefSeq names its product mitochondrial processing peptidase beta subunit. The record is from RefSeq and is a predicted model, not a curated record. Bases 1 to 1401 code for a protein of 466 amino acids. NCBI's taxonomy places the organism in Eukaryota, Fungi, Basidiomycota, Agaricomycetes, Agaricales, Omphalotaceae. Gene Ontology annotation, cellular component: mitochondrion. The transcript is spliced from 3 exons. Gene Ontology annotation, molecular function: metal ion binding; metalloendopeptidase activity.
AUGCUCGGUCGCGUUCUGAAAAGCGCUGCGCGCAGCCAAAGGGGCUUGCGGUCGUUCGCUACCACGACAAAUUUAGGCCCCUUCACUGAAAUUUCUACGCUUUCGAAUGGCCUAACUGUCGCGACAGAAUCUCAACCUCAUGCUCAAACUGCUACAGUCGGCGUCUGGAUAGAUGCUGGGUCCCGAGCAGAAACUGACAAGACCAACGGCACCGCUCAUUUCCUCGAGCAUAUGGCUUUCAAGGGCACUGGUCGUCGGUCGCAGCACGCUUUGGAACUUGAAGUGGAAAAUAUUGGCGCACAUCUGAAUGCUUACACCUCUAGAGAGCAGACCGUCUACUAUGCCAAAAGCUUCAGCAAAGACGUUCCUGUUGCCGUCGACAUCAUCAGUGAUAUUUUACAAAACUCCAAGCUAGAGUCUGGGGCAAUUGAGCGAGAACGAGAUGUAAUCCUGCGGGAGCAGCAGGAAGUCGACAAACAACUAGAGGAGGUUGUAUUCGACCACCUUCACGCGGUUGCUUUCCAGGGUCAGCCGUUGGGUCGCACUAUCCUAGGGCCAAAGAAUAACAUUCUCUCCAUACAACGCGACGACCUUGCUUCCUACAUUCAAACCAAUUAUACUGCUGACCGUAUGGUGCUCGUUGGGACUGGUGGUGUUGACCAUCAGUCUCUGGUCAAGCUCGCUGAGAAGCACUUUUCGUCUCUUCCUGUUUCUGCCAAUCCCCUUGCUCUCGGACGUCUAUCAUCAGAGCGCAAACCAACCUUCGUAGGCUCAGAGGCUCGUAUCCGUGACGACGAAUUACCCACUGCUCACGUUGCCAUUGCCGUGGAAGGUGUUGGUUGGUCCUCGCCCGACUACUUCCCAAUGAUGGUUAUGCAAUCCAUUUUUGGCAACUGGGACCGUUCUCUAGGAGCAUCAUCUUUGCUUUCCUCUCGUCUGUCUCACAUCAUUUCCUCCAAUAGUCUUGCCAACUCAUUCAUGUCCUUCUCAACCUCCUACUCGGACACCGGACUUUGGGGUAUUUAUCUUGUUUCCGAAAACCUGAUGAACCUGGACGACACGCUGCACUUUACGCUCAAAGAAUGGACGAGGAUGAGCAUUGCCCCUACCGAGGGUGAAGUUGAGCGUGCCAAGAGCCAACUCAAGGCAGGUCUUUUGCUAAGCCUCGAUGGAACCACGGCUGUUGCCGAAGAUAUUGGACGACAAAUUGUUACCAGUGGCAAACGGAUGACACCUGCUCAAAUUGAGAAUGCAGUAGAUGCUGUCUCUGUUGAUGAUAUUAAGCGUGUCGCACAGAAAUACCUUUGGGACAAGGACUUUGCUCUUGCUGCUUUUGGAAACAUCGACGGAUUGAAAGAUUAUGGACGUAUUCGUAAUGAUAUGUCCUCGAUGUUGUACUAG